AUGACGUGUGGGGCGGAGCCUAUUGAGAGUCUAGAAGAGCCGCGCACCAGAUCUUGCGCAGUGUUCUGCAGGUCGGACGAAACGGUUGAAAACAUUGUCAUAUGCACUCAUGUACCUAGAAUACAUGAAGCAAUUGAAAAACUCUUCAUGGACAUUCCAAAUAUCAACAGGGCAUCUCUGGCUGAUUUGCAGGAUUUUCAGAUUGAAGAAAUGGCAGUUAACCUGUGGAACUGGGCAAUUACCAACAAAGUAGAAUUGUAUAUGAACGAUGAGCAAAUAGCUAAACUGUGUCAUAUUGCUUGCAAGUUGAUUUGUAUGUGUGAUACCUCAGUGGCUUCAGAAACAACUGUUCAGAGACAGAUUUUGAUGAAUAUAAAAGCAGGAAAAGGAUGGAUGGAUGCUGGAAAUGCCCUGAUUGCUGAUGGGUUUUUUCAUGGUGCCAUGAGUAGGCUGGAACAAUUUUAUGCCAUAUUAGUUGACCAGUGCUGCACUGAAACCCACUUGCUCAUUCAGAAGGUUGUUGUGGAGAAGGAAGUUUUCAAAGUGCUUACUUAUCAAGCAGAGUCAGCAGUCAUUCAAGGGAAUUUUCAAAAAGCAUCUAGUCGUAUAAUGCGAUGUAAAGAUAUGUUGAUGAGACUCCCCAAAAUGAUUGGAUAUCUUCAUGUUCUCUGUUACAAGUUUGGAGCUCAAACCCACAAGCAGAAUAAAUAUGAAGAGAGUGCUUUCUGGUUGAGCCAAAGCUAUGAUGUUGGGAAGAUGGAUAAAAGUUCUAUUGGACCAGAUAUGCUGGCUAAAAUUCUGCGGUCCCUAGCCACUGUUUAUUUUGAUUGCCAUAGUGGAGAAUGUUAUACUAAGGGUAUCAUUGCUAUAAAUCUAGCAAACAAGGAAUUUUUACAUCCAGAUGGGCUUUUCUUAAAGAUGAGAAUACUAUUGAAAGCCGAAGCAGCUAAUAUCGAUAUUCUUGAAGCUAUUAAAGAAGUGCUACGUUGUGAAAUGAGUAUUGACUUCUGUCUUAGCAUUGCUAAACUGCUGAUGGAUUAUGGAAGAGAAUCUGCUGGAUUUGUUUUCCUAAAGAAAAUAUGUGACCAUUAUAAGUCAUCAGAACAUGUUGGGAAAGCUGAAUUGUUCCACAUUGACAUGCUUUUACAAAGAAAGGAAGAUCUGCUUGCCAGGGAGAAGAUUGAAGAAAUCCUUCAAGGUUACCAAAUGUGAAGACCACUGAAAACAGAAUUACUAGGCUGGUUACACAACAUUCUGUGGAGAAAAGCUGCCCGAAGUUUUGAGGUAAAAGUUUUUGCUGAUGCCCUCAACUGGUACUGUUACUCUCUGAAGUUUUAUGGAUUUUAAAAAACGGAUCUGGAUGUUGCCAAGCUACAGAGGAAUGUGGCUUCCUGUUACCUGAAUUUGAAAAGCUUUCAUAAGGCCAAAGAGGCAGUGUUGGAGGCUGAACGACUGGAUCCUACAAACGUUUUCACUCAGUUUUAUGUGUUCAAGAUUGCAGUCCUGGAGAGAAACUCUGACAAAGCUUUGCAGGCAAUUGCUGCUUUAGCAUCGGUACUAAAACACAAAGAACUGAGAAGUAAUGACCUGAUUCUACAUGGAAUUUCACCUACUUCACUCAUAAAUUUAGCUGUCCAGUUUGCUCUUGCGAAUGGACAACAAGUUGUGGCAGGAAAAGCUUUGGAAUAUUUAUCUCAUCAUGUAGAAGAUCCAAAACAAGCCCUUUCAUCUUUAAAGUGUCUGUUUCGUCUUGUUCUUCCAAAGGUUUCUCAAAUGCCAGAAUCUGAAAAUAAAAAGAAUGAAAUGAAUUGACUUAUAACUUACUUCAAUACAGCACUCUGGAAACUUACUCAGCCUUGUGAUGAGCAACAGAAUAACAGAAUUAGUGAAGAUAACCAGAUUAAUGAAGCGCACUGGUUUCCGAAGAUAGCUUGGAACUUGGCAGCACAAUCUCAGAAAGAACCAGUGAUAAUGAGAGAGUUUUUCAUGGCUUCUUAUAAUCUGUCCCUGCUUUGUCCUUCUGAUAAAGUAAUUCUGAUUGCACAGAAUACAUGUUUGCUUUUGGCAACUGCAAUUGAUGUCGAGCAAGGAAGAAAAGCUGCAACAACUAUUGAAGAGAAGCAUAUGAUAGAAUUAAAGAAGGUAAACAACCAAAGAUUAUCCAAAAAUAUCAUAGACUCACCUAUUGAGAACUUCUCAAAUCAUUCAUUUGAGAUACUGCUUCUGUUGUAUGUGUUUGAAAUUAAGCUCAAAAUGAAUGACCCGCCUCUGGACACUUUUCUGGAAACAAUGUGGGAGCUGCCUCAUUUAGACAGUAAAAUACUUGAAGCAAUUGCAUCAUUAGCUAUGGAAAGCCCUGUACACUAUCCUAGCAGUGCGCUCAAGGCCUUGAAAAAGGCUCUACUGAUGCACAAAAUGGAAGAAUCUCUUAAUGUUUUGAAAUACAACAAAUGUGUGCACAGCUUGAUUUUCAUUUUCUUACUGACCAGACCAUUGACUGCAGAAUUCUGUCCCUUGAAAGAAAUUUGGAGCUAUUUUCAAGAUGCUCUGAGCUUCAUUAGUCACAAUGAAGACUAUCCAGAAACAGAGGUUGUCUGGCUGAUGACCAAGUCCUGAAAUAUUGGAAUGUUUAUGUAUACCAAGAGCAAGUUCAUAUCAGCUGAAAAAUGGUGUGGCCUGUCAUUGUGUUUUCUGAACCAACUUGGCUUCCUCAAGAAACACUUUGAGGCCCCGAGGCAGGGGAUUGCGCACUAUAAUUUUUUAGAGUGGAAACCAGGAAAGAUGGAAAUCAAGGGGAAACUUGGGCUAGCAAAUGGGAUCUGA
Molecule: messenger RNA, 2823 nt
Organism: Perognathus longimembris pacificus (Pacific pocket mouse)
Lineage: Eukaryota; Metazoa; Chordata; Mammalia; Rodentia; Heteromyidae
Gene: Tex11
Product: testis expressed 11
Exons: 29
Biological process (GO): reciprocal meiotic recombination; synaptonemal complex assembly; meiotic cell cycle
Cellular component (GO): central element
Molecular function (GO): protein binding
Source: RefSeq, a predicted model, not a curated record